UUUAUUGAAAUAUAUUUAUAAAAUUUUUUUAAAUUAAAAUAGCAUUAUUUAUGAUAGAUUUAUGUCUUAUUUCAAAAGAUAAAGAUGUAAAAUUCUCUUAGAAACCAGCAGCCAUGUUUGUUCCUUGUCAUAAAUACAGAUGGAGUAUCUAAAAAAGUCUUAUAAAAGUUUACUUAUAUUCUGUAUGAUUUGAUUGAUCUUGAUUGGUGUAAUUAUAAAUGAAGUGAUAAUACAUAUCUGUAUAAAUGGUGCGACAAGUUCGAAAAUCUAAUACAGUGACAUUCAAGAGUUUGUCAUUAAAUGGAUCAUUUUUAUUUUUUAACCGUCGAAGGAAAUUUAUAAAAGAAGGAAAAUGUUAAAUCAAGCUGUAGUCGAAGCUUUAUAUUCUGCAACAUAUAUUGAAAAUUAUUUAGAUUGUGUGGAAAACUUACCAAAUGAUUUACAAAGACAUGUUUCCCGGCUUCGAGAACUUGAUGCCACUUGUCAAACAUAUUUACGGGAGGUAGAUCAACAACAAGAAGCAUUGCGAAAUGAUUCAGAUUUGACAGUUAAAAGAAGAGCACUUUUAAGACUUCAACAAGCCUUGAUUGCAGCACAAGAAAUAGGAGAUGAAAAAUUGCAAAUAGUUCAACAAGUUCAAGAUCUUAUUGAAAAUAAAUCCAGACAAUUAGAUUUAGAUUAUCGUAAUCUUGAUUUUGGAAAAGAACAAGAAAAUAAUGAAUCAAUCCGUGAAACAAAUGCAAAUGUGACUUCUAAUUCUUCUGGCAAUGCAAAUAAUUCAGAAAGACAACCAAAAAGAGCUAGAAGGACAAGAACAGAGACAAUGGUUGAAUCUUCCAAUACUAUGGAUAUGAUUGUAAUGACAGAAACACGUUCAAAUUCUUUAUCAAAUACAAGUAAUGGUAAUCAAAAGAAAACAACUACUACUAAUACUGGCAAGAAAAAGAAAAGGAAAUCUAGACAAGGUAAUCAGCAAAAUCAACAUCGUGAAGAUACUCCACCACCACCAGAGGAUGAUCUUGCAAUAGAUCCAGAUGAACCAACAUAUUGUCUCUGUGAUCAAAUAUCAUAUGGAGAAAUGAUAUUGUGUGAUAAUGACUUAUGUCCUAUAGAAUGGUUCCAUUUUUCAUGUGUUUCAUUAAGUACCAAACCAAAAGGUAAAUGGUUUUGUCCAAAAUGUAGAGGAGACAGACCAAAUGUUAUGAAACCUAAAGCUCAGUUCUUAAAAGAAUUAGAGAGGUAUAAUAAGGAAAAAGAAGAAAAAUCGUAGCAGGAGAAAAUUGGUGAGCAAUUUAAAUACUUUGGAAGACUUAAUUCAAUUUAAAGACAGCUUCUAUGAUAUAUUUUAUUAAAUACUUUCUGAAAUCUUAUUAAGCAGAUUGAUUUGUGAUUUGUGAAUUAAUGAAAAAAAAUAAUAGUUUCAUAAAAAAAAAAAUAUAUGAAAUUAUUCUGUUAUUAAAUAUAUAAUUGUAUAGAUAUGCGUGUGAACUAUCAUAUAAUCAACUACAGUAGCAGAUAAAUUAUAUUUGUAUAAUAUUGGCUAUUGUAAAUAUUGUGACAAAACUAAAUAAUUACAGUAAAAUAGAUACUUUAUAAAAAAAUGUUUUAAAAUUGCUUUAUAUUUGUUCAAAAUUGAAAAAUUAAUGGGCCUCUAUACUCUUGAGCAAUAAUAUGUGUGUAAAUACCAUUUAUCUAUGGUAAUUAUCUAAAAUAUAAUA
Molecule: messenger RNA, 1718 nt
Organism: Apis laboriosa (Himalayan honeybee)
Lineage: Eukaryota; Metazoa; Arthropoda; Insecta; Hymenoptera; Apidae
Product: inhibitor of growth protein 1
Exons: 3
Coding region: 353-1270 (305 amino acids)
Biological process (GO): positive regulation of DNA-templated transcription
Cellular component (GO): nucleus
Source: RefSeq, a predicted model, not a curated record